Batrachochytrium dendrobatidis JAM81 is the source of this 1112-nucleotide messenger RNA. RefSeq lists its product as uncharacterized. Gene Ontology annotation, biological process: intracellular signal transduction. Gene Ontology annotation, molecular function: protein serine/threonine kinase activator activity. Bases 37 to 1023 code for a protein of 328 amino acids. Lineage: Eukaryota; Fungi; Chytridiomycota; Chytridiomycetes; Rhizophydiales. The transcript has 10 exons. The record is from RefSeq and is a predicted model, not a curated record.
AUUUACAAUAGUUUGUCAUUGCUUCAUCCCAUCCAGAUGAGCUUUUUAUUCAAGCAAAAAACCAAGACUCCGGCCGAGUUGGUUCGCAAUAUCAAAGAGUCGCUGGGUCGACUGGAUAGCGGUGACAUGAAAAAGGCCAACGAGGAGAUUUCAAAGGGUCUUGUUGCAAUGAAGAACAUUUUAUACGGAGAUGGAGAAAGUGAUCCCGUUCCCGAAUUGGUCACGCAACUUUCUUCGGAAGUCAUCAAUGGUGAUAUAUUGGUGAUGCUAGUCAAUAACAUUCAAUGCUUUGAAUUCGAGGCCAAGAAGGAUGUGGCACAGAUUUUCAAUAAUCUACUCAAGCGUCAACUGGGAACUCGGUUCCCAACAGCCGAUUAUAUUGGAAACAAACAAGAUAUUCUAUUUGUGCUUAUUGGGGGAUAUGACAACCAAGACAUUUCACUAAACUGUGGCAUGGUUUUGCGCGAAUGCAUUCGUCAUGAGUCUCUUGCCAAAAUUGUUUUAGAGUCCCAAUACUUUUGGAGAUUUUUUGAGUUUGUGGAGCUUUCCACAUUUGAUGUUGCAUCGGAUGCUUUUGCCACGUUCAAGGAUUUACUCACGCGACACAGAAUGUUGGUGGCCAAGUUUCUCGAAAUCAAAUACGACGAGUUUUUCUUGAAAUACACCGAUUUGUUGAAUUCAAACAACUAUGUCACAAAGCGCCAGUCACUCAAGCUUCUUGGUGAACUGCUACUUGAUCGCACAAACUAUGUCAUUAUGACAAAGUAUAUUUUGAGUCCAGAUAAUUUGAAAUUAAUGAUGAAUCUGCUAAAGGAAAAGAGUAAAAACAUUCAGUUUGAGGCGUUUCAUGUUUUCAAGGUGUUUGUAGCCAAUCCUUCCAAAGCAAAACCCAUUUUGGAUAUUUUGCAAAAAAACAAGGACAAGCUGCUGGUAUAUCUAUCAAACUUUCAUAAUGAGAGAUCAGAUGAUGAACAAUUUAAUGAUGAAAAGGCAUUUCUUAUUAAGCAAAUACAAGAUCUGUGAUUUGAUCAUUUUGAUUGAUUUUGAUUGUAGUUUAUGAUGGAUGAAGCAAGUAUUUUAUUUUUAAACAAUAGUUUGAAUUCAAUCAACAG